Ziziphus jujuba (common jujube) is the source of this 734-nucleotide messenger RNA. RefSeq lists its product as uncharacterized. The record is from RefSeq and is a predicted model, not a curated record. NCBI's taxonomy places the organism in Eukaryota, Viridiplantae, Streptophyta, Magnoliopsida, Rosales, Rhamnaceae. The transcript is spliced from 4 exons. Bases 48 to 734 code for a protein of 228 amino acids.
UAAACAAGUCAAAGAGUUAUAGUCUUUGUGGGUUUCCUUUGGCUUUCAUGAUUUGGGGUUUUGAGACAAUUCCUUCGUUGGGUCAAGCAUUCGGAAAGAAGUUGCCGGACAUGGCAUUCCCUCGAAUUCUUAAUUGGCAUUUUUCACAAGUGCCAAGAUUUGAGAAGGCCACUGAACUCUUCGAUCAUCGUGAUUAUCCCGUUCAUGGCUUAAUGAAUGUGACUGAAGUUAAGCAUGCAUAUAUCGGCAACUUGGCAUGGGAUGUACGUCAUGACAGUACUCCAUACAAUGUUGCACCUGCUGUUCGAGACAAGCCACCACAGGCAAGUCAUGAUGAAAAAGAUAAAGGUAUUCCACUUACAAGAAGUGGAAUAAGUAAGAAACGGAAAGAGGCGUCUGUGGAAAUUAUGGGAAAAGGAGGGAGGCGGCGAAUGGGACAUAAGCCAAUAGACCAGCCUUCUUCAUCGACUGCAGGAGUUGCUGCUCAUGUUCAUAAAGCAACUCCCUUAACGGAAUUGCUAAAGAAGGAGGUGCCUUGGGAGUGGAGCAAGGAAUGCGAGGGCGCAUUCGAGGAUCUAAAGGAAGCUAUGAUGAAAAACCCGGUGUUGGCCCUGCCAGACAUCAUAAGACCUUUCAAAGUCCAAACUGAUGCAUCUGACUUUGCUUUAGGUGGAAUCCUACUCCAAGAUGGUCAUCCUGUCGCCUAUGAAAGCAGGAAGUUGUCAGUGGCAUAA